UCAUAGAUGUAAUUACAUUCAACCAAAGCAAAUGUGUUCCAGCUCCAGACAGCAUCUCUUUCCAUAUUUGGUGGCUUUCUUUGGUUCAACAAUUGACCCUCUUAGGCUCUGAAUACGAUCAGAGUGGAAUUUUCCUCAUUUUGAGUCAAGGGAUCACGGACCCACUGCUCAAUAAAGGAUAGCAUUGCCCAGAUGUUGUUUACAAAUCACAAAACACUCUACAUAGUCAAAACUUACACUCAAUUGUUGUAAUGUGCAGUCUGCUCAUACUCAACUCAAACAGUUUCCUUCGGAGGAAAAUAAGUGGGGGGAGGGGGUUACUGAGAUUGGUACAGAGCUUCAGCAAACUAGACAUCAAACUGGACGCAGCUGCUGAUGCAGACUGCGGUUCUCCGAUGUCCCCAAAUAACUGUGUAAGGGAUCGCUUUAAAGACUACAGCGCUGACUCUUGGAUCACGCAGUAAUUUAACCUGAGGGAAACUCACAAAGCCAACUUUAAUGGAGUGAUGUGGCAGUAAAUUGCGCAGGGCAACCACACUACCACACAGCUGAUAGCGGUACUGAAUCUGUUCUGUGAUGUGACCGUUGGCUGCGCCAAAGUGGCGCUCUUACGCACGAUGGAGGACAUUUUACGCGAGCAGAAUAGUUGGGCGCAGAAUGUUUCCUGGAGCAACUCAAGUCGCGGGAAUGAUAGUCCUUUAGGAAACAUCACAGUGAAUCCUUUGAAGCGUAACGAAGAAGUAGCCAAAGUGGAAGUUACCGUCCUGGUCCUGGUGCUGCUGCUCGCUCUGACCGGCAACCUGUGCGUCCUGUGGGCUAUCCACGCCACCAAGCACAGCCAGUCUCGGAUGUAUUACUUCAUGAAGCACCUGAGCAUCGCAGACCUUGUCGUUGCAAUCUUUCAGGUCUUGCCGCAACUCAUUUGGGAUAUCACAUUUCGCUUCUAUGGGCCGGAUUUGCUUUGCAGGCUGGUCAAAUACCUCCAGGUCGUGGGUAUGUUUGCAUCCACCUACAUGCUUGUCCUGAUGUCCAUUGACAGGUGCCUAGCGAUCUGCCAGCCGCUUCGCUCCGUGCAUAAGAAAAAGGAUCGCUUCUGCGUAAUCGCCUCUUGGAUGCUCAGUCUGAUAUUCAGCACUCCUCAAGCGUACAUAUUUUCCUUGAGAGAGGUCGGAGACGGCGUGUAUGACUGCUGGGGGGACUUCGUACAGCCUUGGGGUGCCAAAGCAUACAUCACAUGGAUGAGUCUCAGCAUUUACAUUUUCCCAGUGGCAAUUUUAAGCAUCUGCUAUGGCUUGAUAUGUUUUAAAAUAUGGCAGAAUUUCAAUUUAAAGACCAGAAAGGAGCACUUCCUGGCUCUGACUGCAAGGCCCUCCAAAGGCGCUCAUCCCCUCUCUCGUGUGAGCAGUGUGAGGCUUAUUUCAAAAGCAAAGAUCCGCACAGUGAAAAUGACAUUUGUGGUGGUCCUUGCCUACAUUGUGUGCUGGACUCCCUUCUUCUUUGUCCAAAUGUGGUCUGCAUGGGAUCCUGCUGCACCAAGAGAAGACAUGGCCUUCAUCAUUGCCAUGUUACUGGCUAGUCUCAACAGCUGCUGUAACCCCUGGAUCUACAUGUUCUUUGCCGGUCACCUGUUCCAGGACCUGAUGCAGUGCUUCUUCUGCUGCUGCCGACAGUACCUACCCUCCUCCUGCAGCGGUGAUCAACAGGGCAGGCACAAAAGCAACUCCUCCACUUACGUCAUCAAGAACACGAGCAGCCAGAGGAGCCUCACACACACAUCCAGCAAUGGAGGGCCAGGACACUGAAAAGCCAGCUGAAAGCCAUCCAUGCUUCCUGUAGUCAAGUAACCCAGCAAUCAUGCAAGUUCCUGAUUUCAGGCAUUUAAUUAGUGUGUUUUAAAUUGAGCAAAAUAGACGAUGUAAACCUGCUGCCUAGACAAUGCCCUGUAUCCUGUGAACAAAGAGCAAAACAAAAUGUCUAUGGAUGUGCAUCCUUUCCCACAACACCCUUUUCCUUUUUGACUCCCUUUGCACUGGAGUCCUGCACAUAAUAUAUUUCUCUUAUAAUGUAGACUUUAGCACUUCAAGAUUUAUACUCUGUCUUUCUAUGAACAACCUUGGACAUUUUAAAAGUUGUUUUAUGCUUCUGUCUUAUAGUCUUGACUGUUGUUCCAACAGUUAUUGUCCUGAUUUGACCUUAAAGGACAAGUAAUUAUAACAACAGUAUCUUAAUGUUGCACAUUCUACAUUUCUACAAAGAAAAAAAAAAAGUUACUCUUUGUAAAUGGGCUCCAACUCUGUUACUGUAAUGACUUUUAAACAGCAUUAGGUUGUGUAAAAGCAAUGUAUAGUUCCAUUAUUAUGGGUGGUUAAAUCACAAUGUUGAUAUGCAUGAAUGAUAUUAAAGUUAUUAAGUUAAUAUCCA
Dicentrarchus labrax (European seabass) is the source of this 2421-nucleotide messenger RNA. RefSeq names its product oxytocin receptor b (gene oxtrb). The coding region runs from base 618 to 1802 and encodes 394 amino acids. Gene Ontology annotation, molecular function: vasopressin receptor activity; peptide binding; oxytocin receptor activity. NCBI's taxonomy places the organism in Eukaryota, Metazoa, Chordata, Actinopteri, Moronidae. The transcript is spliced from 3 exons. The record is from RefSeq and is a predicted model, not a curated record. Gene Ontology annotation, cellular component: membrane. Gene Ontology annotation, biological process: G protein-coupled receptor signaling pathway; positive regulation of vasoconstriction; female pregnancy.